Messenger RNA from Colletotrichum spaethianum, 945 nucleotides. RefSeq lists its product as uncharacterized. The coding region runs from base 1 to 945 and encodes 314 amino acids. The transcript has 2 exons. NCBI's taxonomy places the organism in Eukaryota, Fungi, Ascomycota, Sordariomycetes, Glomerellales, Glomerellaceae. The record is from RefSeq and is a predicted model, not a curated record.
AUGACGAUGAUGGACGAAGACGCCGAUCGCGAACCGGCUAUCCGAAGUGUGGGCGGGCUCGACGUCUUCGACUCGAACGGUGACUUGUAUUUCCAAGUCGGCAAGGACGUAGAAGAGAAAACAAAGACGUACUUUGUGUGCUCGAAAGCCCUGGCGAGGGCGUCGGCGGUGUUCGACAAGAUGCUGUACGGCGGCUUCGCCGAGUCGCGGCCCGCAGACGCAUGCGACAGCUGGACGGUCGAGCUUCCCGAGGACCGCCAGGAGCCGAUGGAGCUGCUGCUCCACAUCGUCCACGGCCGCUUCGAGAUGGUCCCCGACCAGCUCGAGCUCACCCGCCUGUACCAGUUCCUCGUCGUCGUCGAAAAGUACGACGCCACGGGGGUCACGCGGCCGUGGGCGCGCGGGUGGAUGGAGGCCGUCAAAACGAGCAUGCAGAACCCGCUGCUGCUGGGCGAUGCCACGUCAAUACGCAAGACCCUUCUCACGACGAUGCUGGAGCCCUACUCGAACCUCUACACGACGCUCAAGCACGGCGACCGCUGCAUGUCGUCGCCGCAGGACCCCACCGGCGGCAAGCGGUGCGACAGCAUCCUCCUGGGCUCGCUCAUCCGGUCCUUUGCGGCGCAGCGCAUCGACCUCACGGCGCCGGACCCCGUGGCGGCGUACCGCGGCAGCGCCUCGGCCCUGCAGUCCGUCCUGCUGAAGCUUGAGCUAUACACGGUGCACUCGGGCUACUCGCACCCGUCGUCGACGCCCUUCAGCUUCGGCCAGGCGGCGCACCCGCGCUUCGGCUUCAGCCUGAGCGCGUGCGAGCACGUGCUGCAGUCGGGCUUGCGGGAGGGCGUCGAGAGGUCGCUGAUGCUGAGGGGGGAUAUGAGCUUUGUGCAGCCCAAGCAUAGGGAGUAUUUGCAGAAGCAGGCGGCGAAGACGGGCUUGGCUAAGUAG